This is a messenger RNA of Spizellomyces punctatus DAOM BR117, 1202 nucleotides long. RefSeq lists its product as uncharacterized. The transcript is spliced from 2 exons. The record is from RefSeq and is a predicted model, not a curated record. The coding region runs from base 27 to 1142 and encodes 371 amino acids. NCBI's taxonomy places the organism in Eukaryota, Fungi, Chytridiomycota, Chytridiomycetes, Spizellomycetales, Spizellomycetaceae.
GAACUGUUCCUGCAUCGAGAGACGGCAUGGGUCAACGACCAGCGUACCAUCUUUUGGAAGGUCAUUCUAUUCGAAUUCUGCCUCGUUCGAGGCUGCUUCUCCGGAAACAUGCUCUCGUACUCUUUGCGGCAUUUAUACUCACCUGUUGCCUGGUCUACCAUGCAUCAUUUUCUGCUGGACGUAUCUCUAUCAAGCACAAUUGGUCUCUUUCCGGCACUGAUGAAAUCAUUUCGCAACUCCCUUCUCAAUCACCGGUCACCAUCAUAACCGCGUUUUUUCCGUUAAAAUCUAAACAUUCGACUUCAAGUUACAACCAAUGGCUUCGCAAUUUCAUGACGAAAGUUUCUGGCCCCAUGAUUGUGUAUACCACUCGAUCAUAUGCUUCUCAGAUUGCGACCCUACGAAAGGGAUUCGAGCAUUUGACGACUGUGAUUGCAGAUUUUGACAGCAUAUGGGAACUACCACCGAAUCGAAACUAUAGCGACAUUUACGCCGAUCAACAUAAAAUGGAUCCUGAAAAACAUCAUCACACCCCUUCUUUGUAUGCGGUCUGGGCGGCAAAAUUAUGGAUGGUGGUUCAAGCGACAGAGUUGAAUCCGUUUAAUAGCAGCUAUUUCUUUUGGGUUGAUGCAGGUUCAUUUAGGGAUAGGGCGCAUCCUUAUCGUCUUUGGCCAGAUCCCUUCACUGUUGACGAGAUAUGGAAAGGUGGUGGACCAGAGCGACGCAAAAGUCCUAUCGUAGGAUUAAUUAACUCAUGGGGCUCGCUCAAUCAGUUCGAAAACGUUCACGAAUCUGAGCCAGAUAGUCUCUUGGACCAAACGGCCGACCGAAUAGAGGGGGGUUGGUUUGGCGGGCCCAUAGAGGCGAUAACGUGGUGGGCCCAUGAAUUCUAUCGCUUGCGGGACAAAUACGCGGAAAUGGGCAAAUUCAUUGGCAAGGAUCAACUAGUGCACAAUGCCAUCGCUCUUUUGAACCCUCAGAGAGUUUUGGUGCUGGAAACCUAUAAAAAUGCAAAUCUGCCGACAUGUAAACUGGAUCCAUGGUUUGCGUUCCAAAACUAUCUAGCUCAUGAAUCUGAACGCGUCCGGGGUUGUCCUCACACCCCCGCUCUUUCAUUAGAUGAGGCGAUGGGCACAUCAUAAUGUUAGAUAAUACAGAUAGCUAUCAAAUAAGGGGCUCCAGCACUGACAGGAAAGCCAGAA